CAGCAGUCGGCCACGGCGUCGUCGUCUCGUAUGAACGCGCCCGGGCACGGCUUCAAGCGGGUCACCCUCACCAAGCCCACCUUCUGCCACCACUGCUCCGACUUCAUCUGGGGGUUGGCCGGGUACCUCUGCGAAGUUUGCAACUUUAUGUCUCAUGAGAAGUGCCUGAAGCACGUGAAGAUACCAUGUUCAUGUGUUGCUCCAAGUCUUGUAAGGGGUACAGAAUGAAAAGGAGAAGAAACAGUUUCUUUGUGGCAAUUAAUAUGACUAGAUUCAUAGAACUGGAAGUAAGCACAAGGACCAUCUUAUCCAACCCUGCCAUGCUGCAAUACACAACUAAAGAAUCUUUAAAGUUCUCACCCAACGUCUGGUUAAAGACCUCUAAAGAUGGAGAGAUCACCAUCUUCUGUGACAAUCUAGUCCACCCUCAACAAGGGAGAUUCUAUAACAAGGUCCCAGUUGCACAUUGCUUAGGACCUCCAGGACAUUAUAAGAGAAAAUUCUGUGCUGUGUGUAGGAAGCCAUUAGAAUCUCUGGCAUUUCGCUGUGAAGUGUGUGAGUUCCAUGUACAUACAGAUUGUGCCCCAUUUGCUUGCAGCGACUGCCGUCAGUGCCAUCAAGAUCAUCAGGAUCAUGAUACGUACCAUCAUCACUGGAGAGAGGGAAAUCUUCCCUCAGGUGCACGUUGCAAAGUCUGCAAGAAAACAUGUGGCUCUUCGGAGAUGCUGUCGGGUAUGAGAUGUGAAUGGUGUGGUGUCCUGGCUCAUGCUGCUUGCUAUGUGAUUGUACCUCCAGAAUGUACAUUUGGAAGACUAAGAAGUAUGAUUCUUCCUCCAAACUGUGUGCGCUUAUUUUCUCGCAACUUCAGUAAAAUGCACUGUUUUCGGAUAUCAGAAAGCUUACAAGCAGAAACAGAUGAUGAUGACGAUGUUGACAGUUCGACACAGUUGUCACAGAAGGAAUCACAGGCUUCAACAGACUCAAGUAAGCAGAUAUUAAAAAUAUAUGAUGGGAAUGAUGCAGUAAAACGCAACCAGUAUCGGCUUAUUACAGUUCCAAGGAUUGCAAAAAAUGAAGAAGUUGUGGAGGCUGCCCUGAGGGCUUACUACAUCAAUGAUGAUCCACAAGAUUAUGAACUCCAGACGUUCACUCAGCAGGCCUUGUUUUGUGAUGACAUAAUUAAUAGGAAUGAUACUACAGAAGAGACUCAAUCUGGAUCUGUAUUCCGAGAAGCUAUUCCUGAAGCUUGGAUCAUCAGAGCCAAACCCAGGGACAAUGAAGUCAUAAAAAUUUUCCCUGGUUGGCUGAAGGUUGGGAUGGCUUUCAUGUCAAUACGGAUAAAUACAGAAAGCACUACUCAGACAGUAAUUAAAGAAGUUCUCCCCCUGCUUGGGUACCAGUUGGAAAACUUCCAGAAUUUCAGCUUGGUCGAGGUACUUAUGGGUUCUAAGCAAGUUCAGCGGAUGGUGCUGGAUGAUCUUGAACUGAUUCUUGGCAGAUUCCAAGACAUUAGAAAGACUUCGCUACGUCAGAUGAAUCAAACAAGGUUUUACAUUGUAGAAAAAAAUAUGUCAGUUGCACGAGUCUAUUUGUUUAUUGGUGGUCUGCCAUCUCAUCUCUCUAAUGAAGAAUAUAUGAACAUCCUCAAAGACGAACUGGCCAUAAAAACAAAUGUAGUUUCAGUGAGUCAUGUAUAUUCUUCACAAGGUGCUGUUGUUCUAGAAAUUUCAUGUUUUGCCGAAGCUGAAAGGCUGUAUAUGCUUGCUAAGGACACCACUGUUAAUGAUAAGCCGUUGUCUUCAGUGGUCAUCCCUGAAGUUCUGCCAGCCAAGAUUCCACAGAACUGCUAUCCAUUGCUUGUAUUUGUGAAUCCAAAGAGCGGGGGACUUAAAGGUCGGGAUCUGCUAUACAGUUUUAGGAAACUGUUGAAUCCUCAUCAAGUCUUUGAACUGACGAAUGGCGGUCCACUUCCUGGAUUACAUACGUUCUCCCAGAUUCCGUAUUUCCGAAUACUUGUGUGCGGUGGUGAUGGCACUGUGGGUUGGGUUCUUGGUGCACUAGAAGAGAUCAGGCACAAGCUUGUCUGUUCAGAACCAUCUGUUGCCAUUUUACCUUUAGGAACAGGUAAUGACUUGGGACGGGUGCUGCGCUGGGGUGCUGGAUAUAGCGGUGAAGAUCCAUACUCCAUUCUUAUAUCUGUGGAUGAGGCCGUUGAUGUACUUAUGGAUCGUUGGACAAUCCUUUUAGAUGCUCAGGAGCCUAUUGAAAGUUCAGAAAAUGGUGUUUUAGAGCCUGAGCCUCCUAAGAUUGUGCAGAUGAACAAUUACUGUGGUCUUGGAAUUGAUGCAGAACUUAGUCUAGGUUUUCACCAUGCCAGGGAAGAAGAACCUGACAAAUUCAAUAGCAGGUUUCACAACAAAGGUGUCUAUGUAAAGGUUGGAUUGCAGAAAAUGAGCCACACCAGAAAUCUUCAUAAAGAAAUAAAACUUCAAGUGGACCAGCAUCAAGUUGAGCUUCCAAAUAUCGAAGGCCUUAUCUUCAUUAAUAUUCCCAGUUGGGGAUCUGGUGCUGACCUUUGGGGAUCAGAUAAUGAUAACCGAUUUGAGAAACCAAGAAUUGAUGAUGGCUUGCUGGAGGUUGUUGGUGUCACUGGCGUAGUUCACAUGGGACAAGUCCAGGGAGGGCUACGUUCAGGCAUCCGGAUUGCCCAAGGCUCCUAUUUCCGCCUGACACUUCUGAAACCAAUUCCAGUUCAAGUAGAUGGAGAGCCCUGGAUUCAGCCUCCUGGCCAGAUAAUUAUAUCUGCAGCAGGACCAAAGGUUCACAUGUUAAAGAAAUCAAAACAGAAACAGAAAAAAACUGGAAAUGUAAAAGACUCAAGAAAUGAGAACAUGUCCCUCAAUGAAGUGGGGCGUUGACAGAGGAAGAUAUCCCCAGAAGAAAUGCAGCACAUCUACUGUAGACAAAGUGGGUCUGCCUGGUAAAGCUGUAUACAGUUCAGGUUAAGAAGCGUUGUUUUUGAGCCUACUGCUAUAUUCCGUUCUUUUGUACAGUGCCUAUCCGGUGGCUGACAUGAGAUACGUUUACGCAUCACAAAUUGGUCAGAGACAUUUGCUUUACAUUGCUUUUCCAUAGAAACAUUAACCAAUUUUUGCAUUGUGCAAAAAAGAAAAGAAUAAAUCAGUGAUCCCAUUGCACUGUGCUUUUUUAAUGCAAUUUUUCACCUAUUCCUCCUUGGGGAAUCACUUCUUUUAGGGCAGUACAUUUGUUAUCUCUCUUUAGAAAAUGCACAUGCUAAUGUUUCCUGUGUAGGGAUUAAGUUCGCCCAGCCUUCUCAAGAGGAAAAUAAAGGUAGAGAAGAGCUGAUAAUUAGUAACUUCAUGUUUCUUACGUUUUGUGCAAUAUUGUUGUAAAUGGCAUGGGGACUAAAUGAUUUAAUUCAUCUACCUGCACAGUUUGUCACAGUGUUCCUGGUACCGUCUAAUCAAAGUAGUCUCUUCUAAGGUGGCACAUAGAGAGAUGCCACAACCUGCUUCUCUCCAUGUUUGAAAUGCCUACAUUGCUUUCAUUCCUGGGACUGGGUGUGUUGUUGUCCUCACAGUGCUUUUGGGCAGGGUGUCCAUAGGGGUAGAUUUGCAUGCAUUGCAUCCCAGUAUUUAGUUUAUUAUUAUGGUUGCGAUUAUUAUCAGUACAUGUGUGUGCCACAAACACUUCCUUUUUCCACACUACUAAAUGCAGAUGUUGUGGUGGGAAGGUGGAAGAUCCUAUCAUCGUUUUAUCUAUUUUUUAUACUGCACAGAUUUUUUUUUAUAAACACUACAAGUUUCUGGAUUUCUAUUCAUGCUUCUGAUUUAAUUUCCUACAGUAUUUCCUUCUUGGAACAUACUCUCACUAGACUGUUGCUGGCAAACCAAAUGCCGAAACUAGGAUUUACCUCUUUUUAUCAUUAAUUGUGUUCACUGAGAAGAAGCAUGUUUUACUUUCUCUGAACUCAAGAAUAGUUCAACAUAGAAUAAUCUCAUCUAGUUUGUUUCUAAAAUCACAACUUCUGAUUUCUGAUUGUGUUCCACAUCUGGUUGGAGAGGAAAUAUUGUAAUGGUGGUACAGAUUUGGUAAAUGAGGGCGGAUGGGCUAGUACAUGGGAGAUCACUCAGAUUAGCUGUUAGUCUUAUAGUCGGUUAUGGUGAGAUAUUUUCGUGUUAGCUUGCAUGCUGGAAUUUAUUAGUGUUGCAAAUUCUAAAAAGAUCAUUCCUAUUAAUAACCUUACAAAAAACAUGCAGUAUUUAGGCUGUACAUAGAUGAUUCUGGCACUCCAUUCAGAUGAGGAGAGCCAACAUCUUUGAUUCUGUAUUUGGUUAAUUGCAGUUUGUUCUUCUAUCUGAAUGUGGGCAAAAUGUGGUUAAGCUUAACUGUGGUCUGUUGAAACAACAUUUAAUAUUAACAUAUUCUAAAAUGUUUAUAGUAUAUCAAAUACGCUGCUAGGCUGCAGUUAAUCAGAAACAGAAGUGGAGGUUUCUGUUCUCCCCAGUGCCAUAGUUGAGCAGAAUACAGAGUUUACUACACCUGCUUUAAUGGCAAGCGAUAGAUUAUCAUUACUUCCAAAUAGAUAAAAUAUAUUUAUGUUACACCACAGAACUAUGGAGGAAGAUGAAGCCGGUUAGCUGAAUUGUAUUUGAUAUAUUUUCCUAAAAUGGGAAGUGAUUUUGCAGAAUCCUAUUCAGCGUCACAGACUUGCUGAAAUUGUACAACAUUAUUAAAAACAUAAUUCCUAAUAGCCUGAAUAUAAGAACAGCAGCAGUAGCCCCAAAUGCAGUCAUCAACACUAAGGAAAGACAACUUUUAAAAAAGUACUAUAUGAUAACUAUGCUUAGCCUGCCUUUCUCCAACUACAACAGUGGUUUUGGCCUUCAACUCCCAGAAAUCCUAACAGCUGGUAAACUGGCUGGGAUUUCUGGGAGUUGCAGGACAAGACACCUGGGAACCCACUGGUUGAGAACCACUGACCUAGAAGCAGCCUGAGAACCUCCAUGGUUAUGUUUUCCCAGAUGUUCUUAGCCACUGGCUGUAAUCUUCAUUCAACCCCUUCAUAUUUGCAGGUUUAAUUUAUUCUGAUUUAAUUAUGCUUCGAUUUGAUUAAUUUGUUGUCUGUUGGAAUCUUUUGGUCAUCCAGCACGAUUAUAUAGUCAAUUUCUUGUGGAGGUCAAGCAUAGAGUCAUCCUGAAGGACCUAGAGAUUUCUAGAGAGAACACUUCGUUGGGAAUCUCUAAAUCCUACAAUGCAAUUUGUGAUUCUCUUCUGGAGAAAGUUGACCAUAUUGUUGCCCUGGAGAACUUAAGGAGUUCUUUCAGAUUUAAUAGUAGCUUUUUAAAAAUUUGUAGUUUUCCCACGUUUGCAGGGGUUCUGUGGCCCAAAGCCCCACAGAAGUGAAAGGCCUACUGAACUGUAAUAUCCUCUCUGAAAUGAUUAGAUGAUGGUAAUUUUUUCCUGAAAUGAUGGUGUGUGCAUACACGUAAUGGUAGAUACAUUUAAGUCAGAGAUGCACACCUUUUUUAGCCUUGAAUGCGACAUCCGUAUUGCAUUUGGACAUGCGCACACAUAUAUGGAUGAAAGGGAUGUCACUUACACUUGGCCUCCAUCCCAGGAGUCUUGUUCCAGAAUCCUAGGACCAGGAUUGGUCCUUUGGCACAGGAAUAGUAAUCACACUGACUUGUGUGUUGCGGAGAUGAUGAGACUGAUGAAGCCUCAUUCUUCUCCAUCCUCCAACUGCACUGGAGUUGCUUGGACAUGACCCCCAUUAUUGACAAAAAAACAAAAACCAUUCUUUCUUUAGGGGGGUUAUUUUAAGGGUAAACCACAGCUUAUUUCUUCAUGAGGAGCAGGUAUUUGUAGAGUAUACAAAGGGACUAAGUAGGUCAUGAGUUAUGCACCCCUGGUUUAAAUUGAAGGCUUCAGAAGAACAAUGUGGCUGGGAGGACAUGGUUAAACAACUCAUUUCUCCCUCUGCAGUGUAUUCAAGAGACUGCAGGUAAGCAGAGGAAGGAAUUGUGAUACACUCCUCAUUGAUAUUGCAGUCACCAUUCAGCCCGAGGCACUAGAACAGCCACAUGUCAAGCCAAAGGACUGUCUGGUUUACAGCAGGUAUGCCUCUUUUCAGCAGUCCUCUCAUUGGCUGUACAAUUGCUGCAAAUAUUUGCCGCACUGUCAGAGCACACAUUAGAGACUAUCAUUUUGCUGCUGUAGUCAUUACUGCAGGGUUCUCCUGGGACAGCAUCAACAUCUGGAAAGGACCUCUUGUGGACUCAGUCAAGACAUUUCUUACAAGCCCACUUCUUACAAGUAUUGCUUGUGGAAUCCUGCUAUGUUUUCUGAAAGACUCUUUUCACCCAUCUGCUGCUACACAUGCAGAAUUUGCAGUCUAGCACUUUCCCUUUUUUACAUGCCUUUAUGCAUCUGUCUUCCAAGUUGUUAGAGCAUAAUGCAGUGUAAGCAUACCUACACACUGUCCAUACGCAUAUUUUCUAAAUUUGGCCUUUUCUUUUAAUGUACAUAGAUGGAUAUUCAUAUCAUAGACUAUCCCUCAUGGACGAGUAUGAUUGUCUUCCAAGGGUAGUCUGUAAGUGACUUGUGGAGACCGGGUCUGUAAGUGACUUGUGGAGACCUAUUCUGGACCCGCAUAGGCUUUAACAAUGAGGACAUAGAUUUCUAGAUGGAAGGCAGUCCUGACAAGGGUUUGCUUGAUGUGCCCUCUUCUUGACACGUUUCUCUCUCUUGCUCUCUAUUUGUGCCUCUUCAAAAUCCAUGACAACGUUGGUAACAGCUGGCCUCUGGUUAGAAGCUCCAGGGUUUCCCAUUCUUGGACAUUAGACAUUUAGGGCCUUUAACCUUAGGCUCCCAGUCAGAAUAAGACCUGAGGCAUUGCCUUGCAUUGAAGGAACAGCCUAUUGUUUCUAUGAUCAAACUCUGGCCUGCUCGACUUACUCCUUUACUCACAAACUCUCUUUCCCAAAACAAAUCAAAACUGGGACACUAGGCUAUACUUGUGUUUCAGGAUUCCUUCCCUACUAGGCAAGAUCCAAAAAGUGAGGGCACUGAGGAAUGCAAGAAUGUGUUGACAUGUUAUUGUCUGCAUUGCCACUGUAUUCUUCACACGUAUCUUGAUUUGUACCCAAGUGAUAUUGUUACAGAAUAAUUUGACUGUGUUCAUUUUAAAACUGCAAUCUUUCUACUGUUUCAGCAUUUUUAAAUGCUUAUCUUAAGACACCCUCUACAUCCUAGUUUUAGGAUACAAACUCAUUGGCGAUCACUCAUGUCAGAGUAGGAUGGCCUUCCAAGAGUAGGGUCUUGGCGGUGGGUCCGUAGGUGACUGUGAAGACCGAUUCUUCACCCGCAUCUGCUUCCACAGUUAGGACAUCGGGUUCCAGAUGGAAGUCUUUGCCCUGGAGUGUGGUUGAGGCCCCUUCUUUGGAGGCUUUUAAGCAGAGGCUGGAUGGCCAUAUGUCAGGGGUGCUUUGAAUGUCAUUUUCCUGCUUCUUGGUAGGGGGUUGGACUGGAUGGCCCGUGAGGUUACUUCCAACUCUAGGAUUCUAUGAUUCUAUGGAAGGUGGUCCCAGUCAGGGUUGGCUUGACACACCUUCCUCUUGAUGCGUUUCUCCCUUUCGCCUUCCAUUCAUGCCUCUACAAAUUUCACAGCACUGUUGGUAACAGCUGACCUCUAGUUAUAGCGCUCAAGGGCCAGGGCUUCCCAGUUCUCAGUGUCUAUGUCACAGUUUUUAAGGUCAUCUGAUGAGCAUAGAGAGUGUAUGCCAUGAUUUCUUGGUCCAUAGAUGAUCUUUGAUGAUCUUAAAGAAUCCCCAUGCAUCAUGAACAUCAGCAAGGUGUUGGAUUUCUUGAGCCUUUUUUGACCAACAGAUAUUUUUGAAUUCUCUGGUCCUUCUUUGGACUUCAGCUUUUGCACUAGCAUAGAUGUUUUUCCGAUCCACAAUGGCCAUCAAGAUUGCCCCCAAAUGGAAGUUCCAAGGAAUUAUGAUAAGGUUUAAAAGGAACACCCAAGCCCUUCAAGAGCCUUCCAAAUAAGCUCUUCUCCAAACAAAACUCAAGGAUCAUCUAUCUACCCACAGAACACCCUGAAAAUAUUGAGGAACAUUGGAACAAACUGAAGACCUCCAUCAUCACAGCCUUCGAAGAAACCAUUGGAUAUCAGACUAGGAAACUAUCCAACCAUUAAUUGAUAAGAAAAGGAAAGCCUUCCAAACAUGGCAGAGAGACACCAACUGUGCUGCUAAGAUACAAACUAGAAUCUAAAGAAUAAGAAUAUAGUAUAACAAAUUCUAUUGCUAGCAAUACUGACUUGCUGAUUUGGGAUCUUGACUUUCAUAUGAGUUGCCGUGUUUAUCCUCUCCCAUUCUAUGUAAUAUAGUCAAACUCGAGCACCUUUAAAGCCUUCUAGUUUUUAGAUUUAAGCUCUUUCGCUUAACCACUGACAUUAAACAGGAAUUAGAAUGGUGUGGCUGUGUGACUCAUGCUUAUAAUUUCAGUUGCCUGGAUAUCAUUCUUACUGUCUGUGUCAACAUGGAAAAGGGGCAUACUGACAUAAUAACAGAAAGAACAUUUUCCUUAGUAUAAAUGUUUCACUGAAAAUAUUUUCGGCAUCAAAGGAGUCAUUGGUUUUUAGUGGAUGCCAAUAAUCAAAGUUAAGAACAGUGAAUGCCAUUCACUAAAGGGAAAAAAGUGAAGCAGAUGACUAAGCCUUUAUCUUGUUUCUGAAAAUUGUAAUAUUUAGGCCAACUUAAGUAUAUUGCUACAUUUAUUAAAGAUUUUUGUGCUUCCUAAAAUUAAGUUUACAUGGAUUGAUUAUGAUCAGGUUGAAGCUCAAGCACAUUUUUAUAGUUUUUGAUGAUUUUUAGGUGUAUCAACACAGCAUUUCAUAGGCUUUCAAUAAUUGACAGGUUAUUAGGAGGUAUUACCAAUACCUUGUUUUUAUUGUUUAAAAUAGUUUUGUACAUUUUUAUUAUAUGAGUGUUGAUGAUGAUUGGGCCAAAAGAGAAACAAUACUUCACACCAUCAUUCUUUUAUCUUUAGUUUGUGUACUUUGUGAAGGCACUGUGUUGGUGUGCCUGUGCAUUAAGAGUAAUAUUUAAAUUUGCACUACAACAAUCUUUCCUUUGUUAACUAUGUCUCGAGCCUUUCUUUUAGGUCAGUGGUUCUCAACCUGUGGGUCAGAUGUUUUGGCCUUCAACUCCCAGAAAUCCUGGCAGCUAGUAAACUGGCUGGGACUUCUGGGAAUUGUAAGCCAAAACACCUGGGGACCCACAAGUUGAGAACCACUGUUUUAGGUAGAAUUCAAAGACAUAAUUGUGUUAUGCAAAGGGACCUUUUUCAGAAUAACUGAACGUUUAGUUUUCAGUUACUCUCAAAGAUGCUGCAAGAUCCCUUUCUUUGAGAGUCCACGUAAAGAUGGGAAUGGAUUUUUUUUUUUGCCGGUUUCCCUUUUUUCCUUUGAAAAUCAAAGAAGUUUGCAGCUGGAAUUGUGUGAUCUCUGUUGGGCAACUGUUCUUGUACUAUGGCUAUUACUAUUAUUUUAAUGCUGACUGAUUAGCAGAUUGAUCUAGUGCAAGCCACUGGAUGCAGAUGACACAAAUGUAUAUUCUUUCACAAUUUCUUCUAACCAGGCAUCAAUUUAGACUAUGGAUAUGUAAACAAACUAUAGUUUGUAGGCGUGUUAUAGUUUAUAAAAGUCUUGGUCUUGAUGAAUAUAUAAUUUGCAGUUAUAGAUAAAAUCAGGGAAGGAGUGGUGGGAAGAAAUUACUUUUGAGGAAUGUAUUAGAUGAGGGCACUGGUUCUUAAUAUGCAUGCCAUGAUUUGCAUGGCACUAGUAUUAUGUCUUAGGCCUUUCUUUAUAUUAGGGUGAGGAUGUGAGUUCAUUCCUAGAUUAUGUUUUUUUAUGCAGUGACCAGGUAUAUAUUUUUCCAUAGGGAGUGAGUACUUUAUAAUGAAUUUGGAAAUGAAGUUGGUCAAUGUGUGUGUUAAAAAGUAAAUGUGUGAAUUCAUUUCCUUGUGUGUAAACUAGACAAGAGAUCAUCACUAGGGCAAUGUUUUCUCACUUAACAGAAUACUUGUGCCUUCAUAUACAAGCUUGGCUCAGCAGUGACAAAACCGUAAUACUGGAAUUGGUCUCUACAUAGGGAUCUUGAAGCUACUUUGAUAAUUGAUUUGAGAACAUAUAUUUUGAGUGUAGUUGUCAAAAAUCCACUUUUACAAAGAUCCACAUCCAUUGUUUACGUGAGCAUUUCACUUUGCACUUGUAAAUAUAAACUAGGUUGUGUUAUAUAUAUUUUUAUAGAUUUAAACCUUAGAUUAUAUUAUGUAAAUUUGGGAAUUGAGAAUGUCUGUGGUACGCAGCUGGAAAUUCUGUCCUACAGUACUACAGUUCUCAUUGCAACGUGUCUUCCCUGUGGCUCACCUAAAGAUUCAAGAGGGAAAUAACAGCAAGUACUUUUGUAGUUUAUUCUAUAGGCGAGCAUGGGGAUUUUGUACUCCCACCAUAAUUCCCUUAGCAAUGUAGCCAAAAGUGAGAGAUGACAGCUUCUGACAAGCCAAAAGGACUCAAUGUUUCCUAUGCUUGUUAUAAACUAAAGCUACUACAGUAGAGUCUCAUUUAUCCAACAUAAAUGGGCCGGCAGAACGUUGGAUAAGUGAAUAUGUUGGAUAAUAAGGAGGGAUUAGGGAAAAGCCUAUUAAACAUCAAAUUAGGUUAUGAUUUUACAAAUUAAGCACCAAAACAUCAUGUUAUACAACAAAUUUGACAGAAAAAGUACUUCAAUACAUGGUAAUGCUAUGUAGUAAUUACUGUAUUUACGAAUUUAGCACCAAAAUAUCAUGAUGAAUUGAAAACAUUGUCUACAAAAAUGCGUUGGAUAAUCCAGAAUGUUGGAUAAACAAGUGUUGGAUAAGUGAGACUCUACUGUAAUAAGUUAAUUGAAAGUUCACUUUGAAGUGAAGUAUGGAUUGGUUAUGCAUGCAGGUGUUCUGUCCAAUGCACUCUGGCAGAUUAGGAUUGUGUUUGUUGGUGCUUUCCUCGGGCCAACAUGUUCCCAGUGUUGACUCUGAACAAAAGCUCAGUAUUGUGUUGGAUUAAUCUUGUACUUUGGGUCUGUCUGCAGGAUGUUUUGUAAAUGUUGAUACCUAGUUUAUGGCUAACAGAGGGACCUGGUGUGGAUGAAUCAUUGGUUCUGUAUUACUGAGCUGAGUAAUAUGUGUAUCACGUCUAAACUUCUGGGGAAUUGUGUUCACAGAGCUUUGUAACCACCUAAAUGACCUCAAUGGAAGUACCAAUCCAGUUUCAGAUCUUUGUGUGAGUUAUUUCUGUGUGCCUGGGGAUUUGGGGGACAGGGAUUAUUUGCCGGUUCCAUUUUAGCUCAAUGCAUGUCCAAGCAAACUCCUGAACAGGGCUUCUGUCUGCUCCUUAAACAUGCUAGUCUACAAUUCCUGUAAACUGAAUCAGCAAGGACCAAAGUCUUGAUUAUGGUAGAGAUUUGUGAUCUGAUCUGCAGACAAUUUCUCACAAGUCAGAACAACUAAAACAACAGGUGUUAGUGCUGCUGGAGAAAAUGGCAUUAACCCUUCUAUCAGUGUUCCCUUGCCUGAAACCAGGGCUCUUAUUUUUAAAAGAUGAAAUCUCAUGACUGGCCUCCAACCAAAUGUUUAGCUAAUGGGAUUACAUCAGUGUGAAUCCAUGUACUUCAAACAGGAUUGGUUGCGAAUGAGAUUUUACUGGAAUAGGCGCUACAUUCAUUGCAGUUUGGGUUUAAUUCUGUUUUGAAUGUUAAGCUGUUCUUUGCAUUGCUUACAGUAGCAUAGUGUGUUUUGACUAGUAGGUUUGAUGUUUACAAGGUGGCGACUGUUGAUUGUAAACUUCCGUAUCAGUGCACCAAUUGCAUUGGUUGGAAGGCUUCUCUGUUUUGCUUAUGACAAUAAAUAGAAUAGUUGCCUUUCUUGACCCUGCCAAAGCUGUAAUGUGUGGGUAUUGACUAGUAAUGAGCAGUUUGUAGCAAGAUAAAUAUUGAACAGAUAUUUCUAACCAGGAGGUUUAUAUUUUCUGAAGAUAAUUUAUAAGGAAGGUUUUAUAUGCAAUUAUUGUAGUGUUGAUAUCAAUGUUUAUUCAGAUAUUCAUCAUAUAAUCGAAUAGAAUAACAAAUAAUAUAUUUUUAAGUGUCCCCCUUGCUUUCCGGGUCAGUAAAAGGUGUCUUUAAUGUCCUUUAAUGCUGCAUUUUUAUUUCGUGCAACAUUUUAAGCACAUGAGCACAACACAUGCCAAGCCUAUGACACAGACGAUUGUUUCCAUCCUGUCCAUACUUGGGGUUGCAUAGGAUGAAAAUCCAUGUCUGUUUUUUUCCCCAUAUGUAAAGACACGUGUUAGAAGCUCUGAUUGACAGUGUUUUGCUGUGGUACUUACAUGACGAACAACUUGUCAAAGAAUCAGUGCACUGCAACAAUAGCAGCAAUGGGCUUAGCUUGUGCAUUAUUUCCUAUAUGGAAAAUUAUACUUGGCAAGAUUGAAGUAGUUCUGUUCCACGAGUAAGAAAAUCUUAUUGUGACAUAUGUGGAUUUUAUGGUAUGCAGACCAAUCUUUGUUGUUUGCAUGCUUCUACAGAAAAGAACAUGAUUCGCUUUAAAUUUUCCAUGUAUGUAUGUGGCUACACUACUUUCUCUCAGUCACUAAUUUUCAAAAUUGGCUGGACCCCUUAAAUUUCAGCGUUGCUCUUUGCAAAUAGAUUAUAACACACUCAUAACUGACUACAGAGCAGUCCCUUGUGGGAAGUAAGAUGUUUCUUGGGAAAAGUUGCAUGCUUCCAGUGUUAUCUUCUGGAGGGGAGCAUAUGUUGUUUUAUGAACUCAGAGAACACAAUUUGAACCACGCCUCAGAAUUCAGUGAGUUAAUUCUUAUGGUUUGAUCACAACGUGGCAUUCUGUCAUUCUUGGGUUUUAAUUUUUAAUGAUAUGUUUAUAACAAAUUGGUAUUAAAUAGACUUGUUGGCAUAUAUUUACUCCUUACACAUCCCAAGCAGAACUGUACAAGGAAGACACAAUAUGCCAAUGCUCCAGAAGUCAAGGAUUACAUUAUUUCUCCUAGCAGCAGGUGGAAAUAAACACUUAUGACAAGAGGGAGAGAAUCCCGAUUUAGCACUUAAAUUGUUUAUGACCAAUUUUACUCACUCCUAAAUAUCUAGAAACAGUCUAGCUUUAAUUAAAGUUUAUUAGGAGCUACCCUAGUAGAAUUGGAGAGUUUAUAUGGGGGCAUCCACAUUACACAAAUCUGUUUUCAUAUCAGUUUCUUUAUGCUAACUUCCUGCAAAAAGUCUUCAGACUUUGAUUUGAUGAAGCUGCUCAGAAUUCUUCUCCAGAAAUCCUUGGCUUCGUCUCCCCACAAAUAGAGUUUCCAGGUUUUUUGAGAUGUUUGGCUAUGAAGCUAAUUUUCCAGUACAGAUGAGGUGCAGUAGAAUGCGAUCAAAAGGCUAAAUAUUGCCCAUACUUUCAAGGCUAUUAUUGUGGCUCAGCUUGGUUUUAAAACAUUGUCACUCUUGUUCUUCUCAGUUGUAGCAAAUAUAGCAUUCUCCUACUGAAGGGUGAGUCAUUGUGGAAGUGCUAGAAAAAGAGUUUGGAUGGACAAGCCAGAGGCUGGGAUAUGUAGCAGGGAUAGGCGCCCCAACCCCGCCAAAUGUUCUUGAACUGCAACUCCUAUCUGGCCUGGUGAGCACAGAAAGGGAUGAGAGACCAAGAACAUUAGGAAGAGCACUUGUUUUCAGUUCUGCUGUAAAGUCUAAACCUGGAAACUGGAGAGUCUGAGAGAAACAUGAGAGCCGCUUCUUUCCCGGCUGGCCUGGCUACAGGUCUUUCCUAAUAUUAAAAUUGAAUUAGCCCUAUUCACAGACACAUGGACUUCAUAUGUGUAACUAAGUAUAGGGAACAUAACUACGUAGCUGCCAAAGACUUAGACUGUAGAGUACGCUGUGAAUUGUGAAGCACUGAGCUAAGAUUUUGCAUGGGACUCAAGUCUUUACAUAAGCUAAGCAAUAUUUAGUAGCAGAGACCUUUUACACCCAUUCCUGAUUAUUCCACAGCACAAGGCAAAGCUGGUCACCUGGACUAGUCUGCCUCUUGUGUAGCGUUUGUGCUUUGCAGUAUGUGUGCUGGACAACUCGCUGAAGAACUGUACUAUUGUAUAACCAUUAGGGGAGCACUGUUUCCACAUUGUGUGCCUAAACAGAAGCUAGAAAUGCGUAUCACACUUGUUUACUUGUUCUUUCUCAAGCAGGGUCUGGUUGUGUACUUUACUUUUCUAGUUCUCUGCCUUGCAAACGACUUUUGCUCUUUGAAUAUCAGUCCUGAAAUGCAAUGAUUGUAACAUUUAUUUAUAUGACGUGCUUUUUUGUUUUGUAUUUAAAUAUUGGUUUGUCCUCAGAGUAUAUUCUUAGGGAAAUUCUGUAUAUAUUUUUGCUAUGUGUUUGUGUUUGGUUUCAUUUUGAUGUAUAUUUUGCACUGAUUUUAAAAAUCUGUAUCAAUUCUGUACCAAGUGCUUUGUGAGUAUUGGGCAACUGAUUAGAAUUUGUCUGUGACAAAUAUAACAGCUAUUUUCUCUUGUUCUGUGGA
This is a messenger RNA of Anolis carolinensis (green anole), 14646 nucleotides long. It is a transcript of the gene dgkq, whose product is annotated as diacylglycerol kinase theta. The record is from RefSeq and is a predicted model, not a curated record. Gene Ontology annotation, molecular function: ATP-dependent diacylglycerol kinase activity. The transcript has 24 exons. Lineage: Eukaryota; Metazoa; Chordata; Lepidosauria; Squamata; Anolidae. The coding region runs from base 186 to 2918 and encodes 910 amino acids.